Molecule: messenger RNA, 1100 nt
Organism: Orbicella faveolata
Lineage: Eukaryota; Metazoa; Cnidaria; Anthozoa; Scleractinia; Merulinidae
Product: polycystic kidney disease 2-like 1 protein
Source: RefSeq, a predicted model, not a curated record
AUGACUACANCUGAGAUUUUUUUUGUCGUUUUCGUGGCGCACCUUAUCUAUAGAGUAGGUUGCCUUAUCUACCGAGAUCGCUGGAGCUAUUUUACGUCUUACUGGAACGUCACUGAUAUUUUCUUAAUUCUGUUCUCGCUGAUAACCAUAGCUUUAUAUGCUGUUCGUGAGAGCCACCUUAACAGCGCUAUCGAAGCAAUUCGAGAAAAUCCAGAUACUUUUUACGGUUUUCUGACAGUGGCCUUCUACGAUGACUACAUAGCUUACUUUUCAUGUCUUAUUGUUCUCAUUCCUACAGUCCAGUUCUUAAAGUUUCUUAAGUUUAACAAGAGUUUUAUGAUAUUUUACUCUACGCUUGAGAGAAUUCGAGGGGACAUUUCUGGUUUCGCUUUCGUCUUCUUUGUGAGUUUGAUGUGCUUUACGUAUUGGGCGUACAGCAUGUUGAAAACCGUCGCCGAAUCUUUCAGCACCUUCAGUGGCACGUUUUACAGCAUGAUCGCCAUGUUGUUGGGCAAAUUCAGCUUCCGGCUGUUAUCGCCUGGUCAGGCUGUAGCAGCGGCAGUCGGACCUAUCUUCACUUACACCUUCACUUGUGCUAACGUGUUCUUCAUACUAAACAUUAUUCUAACAAUCAUCACCAUAGGAUUCAAGGAAUCACGGGAAGACGACCGCUUCCAACAGAGCGAGUACGAGAUAAUCAAGUUUAUCAUUACCUCCUUCAAAGGCACUUGUGGUCUACUACCGCACUACAUACCACCACUGCCACGAAUCGAGCCUCCAGCACAGGAGAAACACUUUACGUACUUUCAGUGGAAGCUGUGCACCAAUUAUUUUACACGGAGUCAGUUUCCACGCUUGCUGAACUUUGCUAACGAUGCUUAUUUAGAAGAUUUUGCGGAAGAAUUAGAAUUGGUGGCAAAUUUGCUUAGCAUGCCUCAGUCGAGAGGGCUUCUUUAUGAAAUAACUCGUAGGGAACAAGGCUUUUAGAUGUUUUUACAGAGGUUUUUAAUUUGCCCACUGCAUAUGCGACUGUAAUGGGGAAAAGCAAAUAUAAAAUAACCGAUAUUUUCAAAAGUGCCGAUGUACAUUUGGUAUUACUA